UACGGGUCAGACAGGAACAAUAUGGCGCCGGGAGCAGCGUUAGCCUCUGGACCAGUCGUUGUCUGAAAGGCUGGUGAUCCGGCAGGAUGAACCUCUGCGCCCAAUAUCUCCGACAGGCAGAGGCCCUGAAGGCUGACAUGACAGAUUCAAAGCUGGGGGCGGCAGAGGUGUGGACGUCCCGGCAGGCCCUGCAGGAUCUGUACCAGAAGAUGCUGGUGACCGACCUGGAGUACGCUCUGGACAAGAAGGUGGAGCAAGACCUGUGGAAUCAUGCUUUUAAGAACCAGAUCACUACGCUGCAGAGCCAGGCCAAGAACCGAGCCAACCCCAACCGCAGCGAGGUCCAGGCCAACCUGUCGCUGUUCCUGGAGGCAGCUAGCGGCUUCUACACACAGUUACUGCAGGAGCUGUGCACCGUGUUCAACGUGGACCUGCCGUGUCGCGUCAAGUCGUCUCAGCUCGGCAUCAUCAGCAAUAAACAGAGCAACACCAGCGCCAUCGUCACCCCGCAGCCCAGCUCCUGCUCCUACAUCUGCCAGCACUGCCUCGUCCACCUGGGAGACAUAGCACGUUACCGUAACCAGACCAGCCAGGCUGAGUCGUACUACCGACAUGCAGCUCAGCUGGUCCCAUCAAACGGUCAGCCUUACAACCAGCUGGCCAUCCUGGCCUCCUCUAAAGGAGACCACCUCACCACCAUCUUCUACUACUGCCGCAGCAUCGCAGUCAAGUUCCCCUUCCCAGCAGCCUCCACCAACCUGCAGAAGGCCCUGUCCAAGGCUCUGGAGAGCCGUGAUGAGGUGAAAACCAAGUGGAGCGUGUCAGAUUUUAUCAGGGCCUUCAUCAAGUUUCACGGUCACGUCUACCUGAGCAAGAGUCUGGACAAGCUUGACGGUCUGCGGGAGAAACUGGAGGAGCAGUUUCAGAGGCUGAUCCUGCAGAAAGCCUUCAGCUCUCAGCAGCUGGUCCACAUCACCGUCAUCAACCUGUUCGAGCUCCACCACCUCAGAGACCUGACAGCUGACGGCAGCGAGCAGAGCUACAGCAGCGAGCAGCAGAUCAGCUGGUUCCAGCUGCUCGGACUCUUCAUGUCCUUCCUGGGCGUCAUGUGCAGCCGAGCUCUGCUCAACAAGAGCCGAGGGGAGGAGAUCAUGGGGGAGUGUCCUCUGCCGGCCAUCAAAGUCUCUCUGGACUGGCUCAAACUGAGACCCAGCGUCUUCCAUGAGGCCGCUGUGGACCAAAGGCAGCACAUCUGGCCCUGGCUGGUCUCCAUCCUCAACAGUUUCCAGCCCAAAGAGGACGAUGUGUCCUGUUCCUCAGUGACGCCCCUGCCAGAGGAGUUUGAGUUGCAGGGUUUCUUGGCGCUCCGCCCGGCUCUGAGGUCCCUGGACUUCACUAAAGGUCACCAGGGCAUUUUGGUGGACAGGGACGGGCUGCCGGUUCACACUCGACAUCAGAGACUCAUCAGUCUGGGCAAAUGGGUGGCCGACAACCAGCCGGGGCUGAUCCAGUGCCGAGUGAGUGAGGACGGCCUCCUCCUCUUCAUCACUGACAUUCCAGAGCAGGCCAUCGAGGAGCCGCAGGAGAAGGAGGCGCCGGUGCUGCAGGAGUCGUCCAACGCUGAGCAGACGGCCAAUGACGGCGGAAACUCCGGCCUGAAGUCGGUGCUGUCGGCGGGGAAGACUCAGAGCUCGUGGCCCGACAGCAGCGACCGACCUGUAGUCACCUUCAAGGAGAACAUCAAACCCCGAGAGCAGAGCCGAGAGCCCACGCGAAACCAUCAUCUGAAAGACAGCGGCAAGGAGCGCCGAGACUUCACCAAAGGCAACGGGGCUGCUGGGAAAGGAGAGCUGAAGAGGGACGCCAAGAGGAAGAGCGAGCUGAAAAAAGCCGGACAUGAGAAAACUGCUGAUGCUGGAAAACAGGUGAAGGCGCAGACGGAGCUGCGGAAGACUCCGGUGUCUGAAGCGAAGAAGACUCCUGCCACUCAAACUCAAACUACCUGCUCCUCCCAGUUCAUCCCCAUCCAUCAUCCUGGAGCCUUCCCGCCGCUGCCCAGCAGACCUGGUUUCCCCCCCUCAGCCUACGUGAUCCCGCCCCCAGUGGCGUUCCCAGGACUUCAGGUGAAUCCAGGUUUCACCUUCUCCACCGGAGUGUCCGUCCCUGGACCGUUCCUCCAGCCGGGCGUCCACACCCAGGCCGGCACCCAGGCCGGGAAGCAGUCCCACAUUCCCUACAGUCAGCAGAGGCCCUCUGGUCCCGGUCCAGGUCAGGGGCCAGGGUCCUCGGGACAGGGCCCGGGGCCCAUGAACCAGGGCCCCUCCCAGGGUCAGCAGCCCCAGCCCCAGGCUCUGCAGCAGUCGGUCCAGCUGCAGGUGCAGGCGAUGAGCCAGCAGCAGCAGCAGUCUCCCACCAAACCAGUCCAGCAGGUCGGGAUGGGGAAGAGUCCACCUCACCACCCGGGGCUGCAGCAGCAGUACAUGCAGGUCCAGGAUCAGCCGGCUCAGAUGUGGAACCAGGCUCAGGCUGCUCUGCAGAAGAUCCCUCCCAUGCAGAUGUCCCUGAAGCAGCCUCAGCAGCAGCAACAGCAGCAGCAGCAGCAGCAGCAGCAGCAGCAGGCCUUCUACAUGGCGGCUCAGGAUCCUCUCAAACUGUACGAGCACCAGCUGCAGCCGCCCUCCCAGCCGCAGCUCUCCAACAUGGACAAGAAGAUCAAGUACCCCAACAUGAAGAUGCAGGACUUCUACUGGGAGCCGUCGUACAGGAUGGGCGACGGUCUGGCUGUGAUGGCAGACAGGAUGAAGAGGCCUCCGCCAGGUGGUCUCUGCUCUGAGCAGGACGGCUCCGCAGGGCCCCGGGGUCCCCCGUUUGAGGACAACAAGAGCUCGCCUCUUCUACCUCCUGACCUGUUAAAAACUCUAGCAGAUUUUGAGGAGGAGGAGGAGCUCGUCUUUUCUAAGCCUCCUGAUUUCUUCCAGGCCUUGGCUGGCCCUCUUAGCACUGCUCCUGGACCAAACAUAUUUCUGCCAAACCAGACCAGGAUGGAGAGCGGCCCCGAGGUCGUCAGCCAGUCAUCUUCUCUCCUGCCCAUGUCCGGCUUCCCCAUGCAGGAGUACAACCAGAACAGCAUCUUCAGCCAGGCCUACGGCAAGAACCUGCCGCCCAGCUCCAAGCCUGACGCUCCCAUGAUGCACCAGGAGCCCUCCCUCUACUCCCUGUUUGAAGGGACUCCCUGGUCCCCCUCCCUCCCUGCCAGCUCAGAUCACUCCACCCCGGCCAGCCAAUCCCCUCACUCCUCCAACCCCAGCAGCCUGCCAUCGUCCCCUCCAACACACAACCACGGAGCCAUGCCCUUCUCUAACUUCGGGCCCAUUGGCACUCCGGACAGUCGGGACCGCAGGGUGGUGGACCGCUGGAAGGCCGACAAGACCGGAGCGGUCAGCGGCUUCGGUCUGGACUACCUGCCGGCUGCAGCUUCCUCUGCAGCUUCAGACACCAGCUGGCACCAGGCGGGGCCGACCGGCAGCUCCUGGACCAAUCAGGAGUCUCCGAUGGAGGAGUCGUCCUCCACCGUGCUGCUCGACAGCCUCAAGUCGAUCUGGUCCAGCUCCAUGAUGCAGCCAGGCCCGUCGGCGCUGGAGCAGCUCCUCCUGCAGCAGAAACAGAAGCAGCAGCGAGGUCACGGCACCAUGAACCCGCCCCACUGAACGGCAGGCCGAGGCGGCGCUUUGUGUCCGGACGUCAACAAAACCACCACCAGGAGAAAAAAUGGGAGGAGAAAAAAAACAGAAGUUUGACGAAGACGAGCUCCAACUAAAAAUGGGAAAUUAAACCGGCGAGAAAAGGUGGAGGCUGGGGAGGCGACACGACCCCCCGACGAGGCUGAAACACCACCCCCACCCCCCUCGGCUGUCGAGGAGCGGUGACGCCCCUCCUGGACCGGAGGGCGCGGGAUCUCUUCAACCGCGGUGCCACGCGCCACGCCACCGCCGGGUUUCCUUCAACCCGCGGAAAAUCUGAACAUUGAGGAACACACCCCCCCUCACCACCACAGGCCCCCCCCUGGUUUUGGACAGACGCCACACCUCCACCACUCCUCUCUCAGCUGGAAGAACUUCCUCUUUCUUUGGAACAAAAUAAAAAAUAAAGCGACCUCCUGGACGUCUGCUCGGUCCGGUCGGAGCGCCUGUUUUUAGCGUCUCUGCCACCGCAGACUGAAGCGGGGGUGAUGUGAGAGAGCGAGGACAGUGUGGUGGUCGGGUUUAGGGGGGAGGUCAGGUGAAGCGCCGGGGGUCAACAUAGACUGGACUUUCUGAUCUCUCCAAUCAUUUUCAUUACUGUGGAGGAGGAGGAGGAGGAGGAAGGCUCUCUGUAGCUGGUUGGUUUAAUGAAGGAAGACAGGAGGACAGUUUGGGUUACAGCUAUAUAAAUAUAUAAAUAAAUAUAUAUUGCCAUAGUUGGACUAAAGGGGCCAUGUCUCUUAGCCAUGUCGUGAGAAUCAGGACUGGACGCUGCUUUGUGAAGCCAGGUGUGUAACGUCACCUGACCGACCGCUUGCUGUCCCGCCUGAUUUGAAGGAAGAGCCCGGAGGCCCGCCGACGGGACGGCUUCGGGAAAGGUCACGGGAAAGACAGAAGUACAAGGGAAGGGGGCUAAGGACAUAAACACCCCGUCAAACUUAGGGAUAGUAUUACCGUUAGCUUCUUGAGAUCGCAGAUAUUAACAAAAAAAACAAACUGUAUUUUGUGAUUUGUUCGUAGCAGUUUUAGCUUCACGCCCUCUGAGGUGAAUACAGGUAUGUCUAUUAGCUUCCUGCUUGAAUAUUUUCGGGGUUCUCUUCCUCUCCGGCCUCUUCUUCCUGUUAUUUCUUUACUUAACAAAGAAAAAAACCCAAU
Epinephelus lanceolatus (giant grouper) is the source of this 4895-nucleotide messenger RNA. It is a transcript of the gene smg7, whose product is annotated as SMG7 nonsense mediated mRNA decay factor. NCBI's taxonomy places the organism in Eukaryota, Metazoa, Chordata, Actinopteri, Perciformes, Serranidae. Gene Ontology annotation, biological process: nuclear-transcribed mRNA catabolic process, nonsense-mediated decay. The record is from RefSeq and is a predicted model, not a curated record. Gene Ontology annotation, cellular component: telomerase holoenzyme complex. Gene Ontology annotation, molecular function: telomeric repeat DNA binding; telomerase RNA binding; protein binding.